This is a messenger RNA of Myripristis murdjan (pinecone soldierfish), 1074 nucleotides long. RefSeq lists its product as uncharacterized. Gene Ontology annotation, biological process: regulation of T cell proliferation; T cell receptor signaling pathway. Bases 192 to 911 code for a protein of 239 amino acids. The record is from RefSeq and is a predicted model, not a curated record. NCBI's taxonomy places the organism in Eukaryota, Metazoa, Chordata, Actinopteri, Holocentriformes, Holocentridae. The transcript has 5 exons. Gene Ontology annotation, cellular component: external side of plasma membrane.
GCUACAUGAGAGAAAGAAUGGGUGACUGAGGCCAGCGCAGGUGCCCUCGUAGCAGAUCUCGCCUUUAUUUGUGCAGAAGUUGCUGUAGGAGCAUGUAGUGUCAGGCGAUCAAGAUUAGUCUGCUGGCGUUCCUGAGCAUAAAAGUCCUGGGGGGCAUCUUUGUACAAAUCAUCUCAAGGCAAGAGGUCGAGAUGCGCGUCUGCUGGAUCUUCUUGGUCUUCCUGGGCUUCGGAUUGUCUCAUGCCAAGUUUCUGAGCGCCUGCAGUGAGGAAGCAGACACCAGCAUCCUAAAAACUGUCGCCUCUCUGUUUGGGGUGCAGCUCAACAGCACUGACAAUCUAAAACUCCUCUGUUUACCGGUCAAUGGCACAGUGUCUGUGCCGUGUCCAAACCCGGACGGUGCAGAAGUGGCCUUCAGCCUCAGCCUGGGCCGGGACGUGAUCGCCAGUCACUCGUGCAAGGAGCACAACAACGCGUCCAAGCAUUCAGAGAACGUCGUGAAAAUCAGUGCGGGCGUGGAGCUGCACAGGAAUGUCACGGAAGGAUCAAUCAGUUUUGUCGUGGCCGCCAGGAAAUCUGGGAACUACAGCUGUGCAGCCACACGCACUUGGCCUCCUCCCAUUCUGCCAUUACACAACACCUCGAAUAUCCUGGUACUCAUGGAAGGACACGACUGCACAUGCGAGUCAGACCAUGAAGAUCAACCCCCCCCUGUGUACCCUCUGUGGAUAUGGAUUCUGGGGAUUGCAGCAGUCGGCGCCUACAGCCUCAUUGUGACCAUCAUUGCUUUUGUCAACUGGCUCAAGUUGAAGAGAAAAGAUUCUCAAAGUGACUACAUGAACACCAAACCCAGAGCACCCAAGGGCCACAGGAAGGGAGGCGUUCAGCACCCCAUACCACGGCACUUCUGACUACAUCUACGUGCAGCUCUGCGGACCGAUCACAGAAGAUGAAACGGGGGGGAAUCCUUCUUGAAAGUUUACUCUGGACCUUUGCCUUUGAAAAGUGGUGGAUUAGCGAGCGUGUGUAUGUGUGUGAGCGUGCGUGUGUGUGUGUAAAAGGAGGGUUUGAUUA